Molecule: messenger RNA, 1898 nt
Organism: Trichobilharzia szidati
Lineage: Eukaryota; Metazoa; Platyhelminthes; Trematoda; Strigeidida; Schistosomatidae
Source: the annotation of a GenBank genome assembly
ACGACCUUGACAUUGGGAUUACCGUCUUUCAAACUUGUUCGAGCCUUGUGUCGGUUGACUAAAUUUUCGCUGCUAGUCUUAUGCAUUAUCUUCAGGUGUCCUUACAAGAAACCUACAGACUUAACUAAAUCUGUCAAUUGGAUUAUUACCUAGUUCUGUCGUGUGUAUAUUGCCAACGAGAAUAAAAUGAGCAUAUACAAGCUGGCGACAGAAUUCGCUAUUUCAAAUGGGAUUCUAAAACAAGUUGAUGGAAAUCCAUCCAUUUUAUCAUGUACCUUGUCACCAUCUCCUAUGCCGGAAUUAUUACUUCGCCAAGCACAAGGAAUUCAGUGUGACUUCAAUUUACUUUAUCACAAAGCCGCGAUGGAUCAUGAAUUUUUGGAAAUGGUGCUAAAACCUAUUCUUCCCGUAGAUCCAUAUCUUCGAUCUUUAUGGGAUAUUUAUUUACGUACUAAAGGUAGUGAAAAUAGACAGAAAAUAGUUUUAGGACUUAAUCGAUCUGAUUAUAUGUUACAUCUUCAUGGAGAUUUAUGUGAAACAAAGAAGAAAUUCAUUACACAUCGACUACGAAACACAAAGGUGGCUGCAGAAUAUGAAAUAGAAACUCAGGACGGAGUGUGGGAUGGCUUGUCCCUGCGUCAAGUUGAAUUCAAUAUGAUAGCAUCAAGCUUUGGUGGCCUAGUGCAGCGCCUUAUUCCACAACAUCGCAUCUCCUUGUCUCUUCAAGGUUUAUCCAAGAACUUAGCUACUCGUGUGCCAGACUGCUUUCCUGCUGACAGGUUUUCUGAAGCCUUGAUAUUCGCAUGUAGAAUGUAUGUCGAAGAUUGUUCUAGAAGGAAAUUAGUCCCAACUAAAGUAUCCAUCCUCGUUGUAGUCGGUGAAAAUGAAGGAAAUAUUUAUGAUCAUCGAGCUUUAAUUGGUCAACUGUUGUUGAAAAAUCCUGAUAUUGGUGUUUUGUAUCGUUCGUUUAAUUCUCUGAAAACUGAGCUAAAGUUGGAUUCGGACUUCCGUUUAUUUGUGAAUGACGAAGAAAUAGCUGUUGUAUAUUUCAGAACUGGCUAUACUCCAGAUGCUUUUCCUGAUAAUGAAACAUGGGAUGUGAAAUAUCAACUUGAGAAAUCUUUAGCAAUUAAAUGUCCAUGCAUACAGUAUAUGCUUGCAAAUACGAAAAUUAUUCAAGCCGCUUUAUCUAAACCAAAAUAUUUGUCAAGAUUUUUUCAACCUAACAGUUCAAGUUAUCAGAAUGUUUUAUCUACUUUCGCCAAUCAAUAUACCUUAGACGCAGAGAUGGGAAUAUCUGACUCAACAGAAAUUCAACAAAUUAUUCAUGAGUGUAUGCUGAAACCAGAAAAUUAUGUCUUAAAACCACAAAGAGAAGGUGGAGGGAAUAACUAUUUUGGAGAGCAACUUGUGCAAAAGUUGAAGUCGAUUAUGAAUCAUGAUGAGAGAAAAGAUUACGUACUUAUGGAACGCAUACGUCCUUAUGUUUUUGAGAACCAAGUGUUAAAUUCCUUUUCAAAAUGUAAUGAACCAAAAGUUCAAGAAAUGGUCACUGAAUUGGGUAUUUUUGGUGCUAUUCUAGUGUGUGAUGACGCAAUUCACCUGAACGAAUUUUCUGGUCAUCUUCUACGUUCAAAACCACUAGAAUGUAAUGAAGGUGGGAUAGUAGCGGGAUUCGGUUGCCUGGAUUCACCAUAUAUCACAUGAUUCAGUUCAAAUCAAAUUUCUCUUUCUGCAGACAUUAUUUAUGGGCUGUUCUUGAUUUUAUAUCUUUAUUACUGAAAAUGCUAAUGUCUCUGAUUUUAAAUUAUUGAUAAGAUUACUGCUUAGAAGGUAUUUUACAAGAGGUAUAUUUUUAAUUAUCACUAAAUAAAUUGAUAAAGAUUUGUUUAGUAUCA